CUAUGACAUCCGUUCCGCCCCAGUCUUCUCCAACUUCUACAGCGUAUCUCAACCCUCUCCACUCUCACCCAUAAACCAACACAACCAAACCAUUUGCCGCAUUCCAUCCAGCAAAAUGCAUAUCCCAACACACACAUACCGUGAAACCACCACCCAAAACCACACAAUCCGCAGUCCGCCCCUCGCAGCCCCAACCCCAGCAGUCCCAACGCAGAUAAUCACCCUCCCCAUCCGCGAAACCGCGACAAUCGAGGACCCGGCCUCGCCCGACGGGAAAAUUUGGAACCAGGCGCUUGAUGCCCUGCAGAAUUGGCAUGGCUUUCGCAGACUCUACUGGGGGCGACAUGUUGAGGAGGCAUGGAAGGUACAGGUUCUUGUUGCCCGGGAAACACUAAACCAGCACUACGCCUUCCUAUCCUCACCACAAUGGAAGGGCCUAACAUCCAUUCUCGCCCCUCUCCACCCUUCACAAUCACAACAAGAGCUAGAAAAACUGGUAUCAGUACACCACUGCGCUCUCCAGAACUUCACCACUAACCCCGCAACUAUCUCCUCUGCACCGGUAACCGGCACGGCCAUAUACCUCACGACCUCAGCGCCGGGGUGGGAAAAGACUUGGGCGCUGUGGACAACUCUCGUUCCCUCUGUGAAGGGUUGUCUGGGGUGUACGGGGGGCUGGAUUGCGGAGCCUGUUGAGGGAUACGAGGCUUAUGUGGUUUAUGUUGGGUGGGAGAGUAUCCAGGAUCAUGAUGAUUAUCACCAUACGAAGGACUUUGCAAGGAAGAGGGUGAUUUUGGGACAGCAUAAUGAUGGGUGGAGGGGGUAUGGGCAUGUGAGGUUUGUUGGGGGGAGGGAGGCUAAUGAAGGCCAAGGCGAGGGUGGAAAACGGGAGGGGAAGUUGUAGAUAGAUAAAUAUGACUAUGUUAGAGGGUUGUUUGUUUAUACUACUGCUAUCUUGAUCCAUUAUAAUGAGAUGGGUGUGUG
Messenger RNA from Aspergillus versicolor CBS 583.65, 984 nucleotides. RefSeq lists its product as uncharacterized. The record is from RefSeq and is a predicted model, not a curated record. The transcript has 2 exons. Lineage: Eukaryota; Fungi; Ascomycota; Eurotiomycetes; Eurotiales; Aspergillaceae. The coding region runs from base 116 to 904 and encodes 262 amino acids.